Messenger RNA from Oreochromis niloticus (Nile tilapia), 505 nucleotides. Its product is annotated as TELO2-interacting protein 1 homolog. NCBI's taxonomy places the organism in Eukaryota, Metazoa, Chordata, Actinopteri, Cichliformes, Cichlidae. The record is from RefSeq and is a predicted model, not a curated record. Bases 149 to 505 code for a protein of 118 amino acids. The transcript has 4 exons. Gene Ontology annotation, cellular component: cytoplasm.
CUCUCUGCCAUUCUGUCUCCACCUUUCACCAACCAACUUCACAGAGGUCCUUCCCCUUGAGUGUGAGGAUGUUGAAGAUAUUGAAGAUAUUGGUAGUCCUGAUGUGAAAGCAGAGCUUCCCUCCCACCUCAGCAUCACUAAGGAUGUUAUGGAGCGCUGCAUUCAUCUGCUGUCUGAUCCCAGCCUCAGGCUCCGACUCAAGGUACUGGACGUGCUGGAGUUGUGCCUUCAGGUGCUGAGUGAGAGGGAAAAUGAACUGCUGCCUAUGGCUCAUCGCUGCUGGCCAGCACUCCUGCAGAGACUCACAGCCGAUGACCCAUUAGCAGUCCUCAGAGCCUUCAGGGGCUGCCGUGCAGGUCACCUACAGCUCCACCAGUCACACGUCUGUACGAUCAGGGGAGCCCACUGGAGACAAGUCCACAGGAAGCAUGUGGAAGAUGAUUCUGGUGCUGCGCCUUUAGCUGUGUUAUCAGCUGUGUGCUACUACUACGCCUACAUCGUGUGA